Messenger RNA from Staurois parvus, 3039 nucleotides. The record is from the annotation of a GenBank genome assembly. Lineage: Eukaryota; Metazoa; Chordata; Amphibia; Anura; Ranidae.
AUGGACCUAAGGGAAUUUUACCUGUUGGCUGCUCUUAUUGCCUGCUUAAGGCUGGAUUCUGCAAUCGCCCAAGAACUUAUUUACACUAUAAGAGAGGAACUGCCUGAAAAUGUACCGAUUGGAAACAUACCAAAGGACUUGAAUAUCUCACAUAUCAAUGCUGCAACUGGAACCAGUAACAGCCUGGUCUACAGAUUAGUUUCUAAAGCUGGCGACUCUCCUUUGGUCAAGGUGUCAAGCACUACUGGGGAGAUCUUCACCACCUCCACCAGAAUAGACCGAGAAAAACUCUGUGCUGGAUCAUCUUACUCUGAGGAAAAUGAAUGUUUCUUUGAACUUGAAGUAGUCAUCCUUCCCAAUGACUUUUUCAGGCUUAUUAAGAUUAAAAUAAUUGUCACAGAUACCAAUGAUAAUGCUCCUAUGUUUCCUUCAACUGUGAUCAACGUUUCUAUUCCAGAAAACACACUUAUAAACAGCCGGUUCCCAAUUCCAUCAGCAGUGGACCCUGACACAGGUUUCAAUGGAGUUCAGCACUAUGGGCUUUUAAAUGGACAGAAUGUCUUUGGACUGGACAUUGUCGAGACACCAGAAGGGGAGAAAUGGCCACAGCUCAUAGUGCAGCAGGUCUUGGACAGAGAGCAUAAAGACACUUAUGUGAUGAAAAUCAAAGUGGAGGAUGGUGGAAACCCUCAGAAAUCCAGCACUGCUAUCCUGCAAGUCAUAGUAAGUGAUGUGAAUGACAACAAACCAGUGUUCAAAGAAAGUCAGAUAGAAGUUCAUAUCCCUGAGAACGCUCCCAUAGGGACCUCUGUAGUGCAGUUGCAUGCAACAGAUGCAGACAUAGGAAGCAAUGCCGAGGUCAAAUAUAUCUAUGGUGCCCAAGUGACAUCUGCUACCAAAAGACUUUUUGCUUUAAAUAAUACUACUGGAUUAAUUACAGUACAGAGACCGCUGGACAGGGAAGAUACUGCAUUUCACAAGUUAACUGUUCUAGCCACAGAUGGCAGCUCCACACCUGCAAGGGCAACCGUGACUAUUAAUGUGACUGAUGUGAAUGACAACCCACCUAAUAUUGAUCUCAGGUAUAUUAUAAGCCCUAUUAAUGGUACAGUGUAUUUAUCAGAGAAAGACCCUAUAAACACAAAGAUAGCCCUGAUCACAGUGUCUGAUAAAGACACGGAUGUCAACAGCAAGGUCAUUUGUUUCAUUGAAAGAGAAGUACCUUUUCACCUAAAAGCCGUCUAUGAUAACCAGUAUUUGCUAGAAACUUCUUCCUUGUUGGACUAUGAGGGCACCAAAGAAUUCAGUUUUAAGAUAGUUGCCGCAGACACUGGAAAGCCAAGCCUCAACCAGACAGCCUUGGUGAGAGUGGAAUUGGAGGAUGAGAAUGACAACCCACCAAUUUUUACCCAACCCGUAAUUGAGCUAUCAGUGUCUGAAAACAACCGCAGAGGUCUCUACUUAACCACUAUCAGUGCCACAGAUGAAGAUAGUGGGAAGAAUGCAGACAUCGUUUAUCAGCUUGGCCCCAAUGCUUCUUUUUUUGAUCUGGACCGCAAGACAGGAGUUUUGACAGCCUCAAGAGUUUUUGACAGAGAGGAGCAAGAACGUUUUAUUUUUACUGUCACAGCCAGAGACAAUGGCACUCCUCCACUGCAGAGCCAAGCAGCUGUGAUAGUGACUGUACUGGAUGAGAAUGACAACAGUCCCAAGUUUACACAUAACCACUUUCAGUUCUUUGUAUCCGAGAACCUUCCAAAAUACAGCACAGUGGGUGUUAUUACAGCAACAGAUUCAGAUGCAGGAGAGAACAAAGCUGUAACACUUUCAAUACUUAACGACAAUGAAAAUUUUGUCCUUGAUCCAUAUUCUGGCUUGAUUAAGUCCAAUGUGUCCUUUGACAGAGAGCAACAAGGUUCAUACACAUUUGAUGUCAAAGCUGUAGAUGGAGGGCAGAAUCCACGCUCUUCUACUGCAAAAGUAACAAUCAAUAUAAUGGAUGCUAAUGAUAAUAGCCCUGUAGUUAUCUCCCCUUCAUCCAAUACAUCAUUUAAGCUGGUGCCUCUAUCAGCCAUUCCUGGCUCGGUUGUUGCAGAAGUUUUUGCUGUGGAUGUUGACACUGGGAUGAAUGCCGAACUGAAAUACACAAUUGUCAGUGGAAAUAACAAAGGUCUGUUUCGAAUAGACCCUGUAACAGGCAAUAUUACUUUAGAAGAGAAACCAUCUGCAGCAGAUGUGGGCCUGCACCGCCUAGUGGUAAAUAUCAGUGACUUAGGAUACCCUAAGCCUUUGCACACACUGGUACUGGUGUUCUUAUAUGUCAAUGAGACGGCUGGGAACGCUUCCUACAUCCAUGAUUUAAUUCGCAGGACUAUGGAAACUCCGUUAGACAGAAACAUUGGAGACAGCAGUCAACCCUACCAAAAUGAGGAUUAUCUUACUAUUAUGAUUGCCAUUGUGGCAGGUGCCAUGGUGGUUAUCGUCGUCAUUUUUGUGACAGUUCUGGUUCGGUGUCGGCAUGCAUCAAGAUUUAAAGCUGCCCAGAGGAGCAAACAAGGGGCAGAGUGGAUGUCACCAAACCAGGAAAGCAAGCAGAAUAAGAAAAAGAAAAGGAAGAAACGAAAAUCUCCUAAAAGUUCUCUGCUGAAUUUUGUCACCAUUGAGGAAUCUAAACCUGAUGACACUGUACAUGAACCUAUCAACGGGACUAUUAGUCUUCCAGCUGAGCUGGAGGAACAAGGGAUUGGACGCUUUGAUUGGGGCACUGCUCCCCCAACCACCUUCAAACCUAACAGCCCUGACCUAGCUAAGCAUUACAAGUCUGCCUCUCCGCAGUCUGCUUUUCAUCUUAAAGCAGAUACUCCAGUGUCAGUGAAAAAACAUCAUGUCAUUCAGGAACUCCCUUUGGACAACACCUUUGUUGGGGGCUGUGACACCCUCUCCAAACGCUCUUCCACUAGUUCAGAUCACUUCAGUGCCUCAGAGUGCAGCUCCCAGGGAGGCUUCAAGACAAAAGGUCCUUUACACACCAGACAGGUA